Malaya genurostris is the source of this 1574-nucleotide messenger RNA. Its product is annotated as alanyl-tRNA editing protein Aarsd1-like. The coding region runs from base 215 to 1435 and encodes 406 amino acids. The transcript has a single exon. Gene Ontology annotation, molecular function: nucleic acid binding; ATP binding; Ser-tRNA(Ala) deacylase activity. Gene Ontology annotation, biological process: regulation of translational fidelity; alanyl-tRNA aminoacylation. The record is from RefSeq and is a predicted model, not a curated record. NCBI's taxonomy places the organism in Eukaryota, Metazoa, Arthropoda, Insecta, Diptera, Culicidae.
CUGUUUUCCUAUUUAUUCGCCGAAAAAAAAACAAAUUUAAAUAUAUUUUUCUCAUAAACAGUAACCUACAAAUUGCUCAAAUCUUUCAGGAAGAUAAAUUUCUGCCCAAACGAUAACGCUCAAAUAGACAUAUUCACUCCCUAGAUAAAGAGUAAAAGGUUCUGCUCGGCAAGAGUACAUAUUUGACACUUUUUACCACAAAAAUUUAGUCACCAUGGUAUUCAAGUGUCAAGAAGAUAGUUUUCUCAAGGAAUUCAGUACCACAGUCAUCACCUGCGAAAAAACCGACCACGGGUUCAACGUAAUCUGUGAAGAUACGGUACUUUUUCCCGAAGGUGGUGGCCAACCGUCGGAUCAUGGCUGGCUUAAUGAUUACGAAGUGAAAUCCGUCACCCGCAAAGGACCAGAUGCAAUCCAUUUCGUGGAGGGUGAGCAGGCACCGUUCCUGGCCGGAGAUAGAGUCCACCAAAGGAUCAAUUGGGAACGACGAUUCGAUCAUAUGCAGCAGCAUUCCGGUCAACAUUUGAUUACUGCGAUAUUCGAUAAAGAACUUGGUUACAGUACCCGAUCCUGGUGGUUAGGAACGGAAGAUUCAUACGUCGAUUUAGAUGCGAAGGAUGUCACCCGAGAACAGUUGGAAGAAGUGGAAAAAAUUUGUAAUCAACUGAUCGUAGCUUGCACGCCAGUGACCGUCGAUGUUUAUCAGCCAAACGAUCCAGAACUUAAAUCUGGUAAUACACGAACCCGAGGACUUCCAGACGAUGUCAGUGGCCCUCUGCGAGUGGUCACAAUCGAUGGAAUUGAGAAAAAUAUGUGCUGCGGAACACACGUGAAAAAUCUGGCUCAACUUCAAGCGAUGAAAUUUUUAAACGUAGAGAAGAGUAAGAAUAAGUGCCUAGUCCACUUUCUAGUUGGUAAUCGUAUUGUUCGAAAACUAACAGAAUGUUACGACAGGGAAAUUCAAUUCAACAACCUACUCAAUGGAGGCCCAUCCUCUCAUAUAGACCUCAUCAAAAAACUGCAAGUUACGGUCAAAUCAAUUCAAAAAUCGUCGAAAAAACUUUCUACCGAACUGGCUGUUCAUGAGGCAGAAAAGAUAAAUUCUUUAGAUCCUAAACCAAAGUUCUACGCCAUUCACCGGACGGAUGGAGCUGACUCCGAUUUCAUCAAUGUAUUUUUGAGAAACAUCAAACUGACGGACUGCUUUUUCUUUCUUACCAAUGGUGACGAAAGCGGAAAAGGACAGUUGUUACUUUAUGGAAAACCAGAGGAAAUAUCUCUACUGGGAGAAGAUAUUUGCAAAAUACUUGACGGAAAAGGAACCGGUAAAGGCUCUCGAUUUAAUGCCAAAGUAAACAAAUUAAAACCAUCAAACCUUGAUCAAUGCCAAAAACUUGUUGAACAGUAUUUCAACUUGUCUACCGUUGAAAAAUAGAAUUAGACUAAUUCUAUUAAAUUCAAACCGUUCAGAAUAAAUCCAUGCUAGCAUAUGCAUUCUGAAAGAUAUUUGUCAUCGUGUUAUUAACUAAGAAACAUUAAAUGAUUUCACAUUAAUUUAUUUGACGAUAUUUCCU